Molecule: messenger RNA, 1126 nt
Organism: Pectinophora gossypiella (pink bollworm)
Lineage: Eukaryota; Metazoa; Arthropoda; Insecta; Lepidoptera; Gelechiidae
Product: pancreatic triacylglycerol lipase-like
Exons: 6
Coding region: 84-1076 (330 amino acids)
Biological process (GO): lipid metabolic process
Molecular function (GO): lipase activity
Source: RefSeq, a predicted model, not a curated record
GAAAUCAACAAGGGCCCAUCCGGCUAUAUAUAUUCAAUAGAUUUGCUGUAUAGCUGUACCAGAUUCUACCAAAACUCAGCAACAUGUUGUUCGAGUUGUUGGUCUUGGCUUUUGCGACGGCUUCCGUAACAGCGGUGCCAGUAGUCCCGGAAGUGGAAGUCCAGGAAUAUCCCCGGUUCAUCGAGUUCCCUGGAGGCGAUGGACAAAUGCACAGCGUGGAUUUAGAAGAAGAACCUGACUUGGAUCUAAUCGAAGCCGCCAACGAUCCUACCAACAACCGAUACUGGCUGUUUACCAGACGGAAUCCUGAUGUCGCCCAGCAAUUGGCCUACAAUGAUGAAGAGUCUGUGUUCAACUCCAACUUUGACGCCUCUAAGGAGGUCGUUGUCAUCUCUCAUGGAUGGCUGGGUGGCCAGAACAACAAUAUCAACCCUACUAUCAGAGACGCUUACCUCAACAGGGAUGACGUGAACGUCAUCGUCCUGGACUGGAGAUACCUUGCACUGGGCGGCUACAUAACUGCAGCAAGUGGCGUCCCGCGUGUCGGUCGCGGUUUGGGAUUGUUCCUGGAGUUCCUGAACAGGCUCACUGGCGCUCCUUACGACAAGAUGCAUUUGGUCGGAUUCAGUCUUGGAGCUCAUCUCGUCGGCAACGCUGGCAGAUUCCUCGACGGUCAAGUUGCUCGUGUUACUGGUCUGGACCCUGCUGGCCCUCUAUGGCGCACCAGCUCCAACCGUAUCUCCCCAUCUGACGCCCGCUACGUUGAAGCCAUCCACACCAACGGUGGUCUAGACGGUCUCGGCAUCGGCAUUUCUGUCGGUGACGUGGACUUCCACCCCAAUGGUGGCAGUUCCCAGCCCGGCUGUAUCACUCCCAUUUGCGACCACGAACGUGCCUGGAAGUUCUUCGCUUCCACCGUCACUCAUGACCAUCUGGUAGGAAGACGGUGCUCCAACUUCAUCCAGCUCAACCUUAACACUUGCAGAGGAGACCGGCUUAACAUGGGCAACUCUGAUUUGAAUAAAUCUGGAUCCGGAACCUACCGUGUCAACACCAGAUGGCGUUACCCAUAUUAAUUGAAAUACUUGAUUAUGAUCUGACAUUCUAUAAACGAUUCUUGCAUUAA